Mus musculus (house mouse) is the source of this 9227-nucleotide messenger RNA. RefSeq names its product solute carrier family 7 (cationic amino acid transporter, y+ system), member 11 (gene Slc7a11). Gene Ontology annotation, cellular component: cell surface; lysosomal membrane; plasma membrane. The record is from RefSeq and is marked validated. The coding region runs from base 353 to 1861 and encodes 502 amino acids. Gene Ontology annotation, molecular function: transmembrane transporter activity; L-kynurenine transmembrane transporter activity; proton channel activity. Gene Ontology annotation, biological process: amino acid import across plasma membrane; transmembrane transport; lysosomal lumen pH elevation. NCBI's taxonomy places the organism in Eukaryota, Metazoa, Chordata, Mammalia, Rodentia, Muridae. The transcript has 12 exons.
AAAUACGGAGCCUUCCACGAGGAAGCUGAGCUGGUGUGUAAUGAUAGGGCAGCAGCCGCGGCUGCAGCUAACUGACUGCCCCUGGAGCCGGUGCCACACAGGUGCUCCGAGGAGCAAGAGGAGUAAUUAUAGAGCCAGCGAAGGCUGAAACACACCUCUGAGUUCUCACCUGUGGACACAAUAGUGUAGAGCCAGUCGGUGAUAGCAAAGGGGAAGUCACGACCGAACAGUGAUCAGUCACUUCUUAGAGAAACAAGUUAAAAGGGUUUGUUUUGUUUUGUUUUAUUUUGUCUUGUUUUGUUUUUCCCCCUCUGUUUUCUUUUUCAUCCCCCUCCUCUGGUGUGACACUGCCAUGGUCAGAAAGCCAGUUGUGGCCACCAUCUCCAAAGGAGGUUACCUGCAGGGCAAUAUGAGCGGGAGGCUGCCCUCCAUGGGGGACCAAGAGCCACCUGGGCAGGAGAAGGUAGUUCUGAAAAAGAAGAUCACUUUGCUGAGGGGGGUCUCCAUCAUCAUCGGCACCGUCAUCGGAUCAGGCAUCUUCAUCUCCCCCAAGGGCAUACUCCAGAACACGGGCAGCGUGGGCAUGUCCCUGGUUUUCUGGUCUGCCUGUGGAGUACUGUCACUUUUUGGAGCCCUGUCCUAUGCAGAAUUAGGUACAAGCAUAAAGAAAUCUGGUGGUCAUUACACAUACAUUCUGGAGGUCUUUGGUCCUUUGCUGGCUUUUGUUCGAGUCUGGGUGGAACUGCUCGUAAUACGCCCUGGAGCUACUGCUGUGAUAUCCCUGGCAUUUGGACGCUACAUCCUGGAACCAUUUUUUAUUCAAUGUGAAAUUCCUGAACUUGCAAUCAAGCUCGUGACAGCUGUGGGCAUCACUGUGGUGAUGGUCCUAAAUAGCACGAGUGUCAGCUGGAGUGCCCGGAUCCAGAUUUUCCUAACCUUUUGCAAGCUCACAGCAAUUCUGAUAAUUAUAGUCCCUGGAGUUAUACAGCUAAUUAAAGGGCAAACACAUCACUUUAAAGAUGCAUUUUCAGGAAGAGACACAAGUCUAAUGGGGUUGCCCUUGGCUUUUUAUUAUGGGAUGUAUGCAUAUGCUGGCUGGUUUUACCUCAACUUUAUUACUGAAGAAGUAGACAACCCUGAAAAAACCAUCCCCCUUGCAAUCUGCAUCUCCAUGGCUAUCAUCACAGUGGGCUACGUACUGACAAACGUGGCCUAUUUUACCACCAUCAGUGCGGAGGAGCUGCUGCAGUCCAGCGCCGUGGCGGUGACCUUCUCUGAGCGGCUGCUGGGAAAAUUCUCAUUAGCAGUCCCGAUCUUUGUUGCCCUCUCCUGCUUCGGCUCCAUGAACGGUGGUGUGUUCGCUGUCUCCAGGUUAUUCUACGUCGCAUCUCGAGAAGGGCACCUUCCGGAAAUCCUCUCUAUGAUUCAUGUCCACAAGCACACUCCUCUGCCAGCUGUUAUUGUUUUGCAUCCUCUGACGAUGGUGAUGCUCUUCUCCGGAGACCUCUAUAGUCUUCUAAAUUUCCUCAGUUUUGCCAGGUGGCUUUUUAUGGGGCUGGCAGUCGCAGGACUGAUUUAUCUUCGAUACAAACGCCCAGAUAUGCAUCGUCCUUUCAAGGUGCCUCUCUUCAUCCCGGCACUAUUUUCCUUCACCUGCCUCUUCAUGGUUGUCCUCUCUCUUUACUCGGACCCAUUCAGCACCGGGGUCGGUUUUCUUAUCACCUUGACUGGGGUCCCUGCAUAUUAUCUCUUCAUUGUAUGGGACAAGAAACCCAAGUGGUUCAGACGAUUAUCAGACAGAAUAACCAGAACAUUACAGAUUAUACUAGAAGUUGUACCAGAAGACUCUAAAGAAUUAUGAACUUAAUGCAUCAAAAGCUUGGCCAUCUGCCCAGGAUUGAGAUACAAAAUGGAUUUUUAUUUCAAGAAAACACAACGUUGAUGAUGGACUAAAGGAAUCAGUUAUCUCUAUUCAUAUCCUCUAGCGUAUUCAAAUUAAUUUCUGAGCAACUUACUGGUAACUCCAUGUAUUUGUAGCAAGCUAAUAUGCAAGUCAUACAGUGAGGCAAGCUCACAGUUCUUGAGUCUAGUGCCUAUCUGCUGGGGGGAAAGGAAAAAAAACCUAAGGGCUUUGGUACCUGGGCUAUCAUUCCUCUACCACGUUUCUUAUCAUGACUGAGAACCUUGAACAGAAGACCAAAAUGGUUUCUGUAUAUAUGAGGUCUAUAAACAUAGCUUUACCUACUGGGGACAUCUAUACUGUGAAAGUAUUUUGUUUUUUAUUUUUCUGGAAAAAAAUGUCAUUAUUGUAGCAAAGAAGGUAGAAUGACUUUGAUAUUGACAUUGGACUCUUUUCCCUUAGUGAUCAACAUGGCUGUCACUUAUCUUUCAAUGGCUUAUACUCAGAGCAUCAGAACAAAAGAUGAGGGAGUAGUGUGUGUGAGUGUGUGUGUGUGUGUGUGUGUGUGUGUGUGUGUGUGUGUGUGUGUGUGUGUGUGUAGCUUGAGAUCAAAUUCAGGGCUUUACAAAAGCCAGACAAGCACUCUACCAUUGAAAUACACAUACACCCUAAUUUUCCUAAAUGCAUAAAAUAAGUAUUUCCAGGGGUUAGUAUUCAUGACACAAUCCUAGGAACUAUGUUUGUACUAAAAUCAUUGAGAACUUGUUAGGUUAACUUCAUCAUAGCUCAUUGUGAGGAAGCUCGGUGUUUGCAACAUCACUGUGCAUUCAUUGUGGUUUGUUUUUUUCCUGAAAAUGUGUACAGUUUGGUAUGCUAUCCAUUGGUGAACCACCUCUUUGAUAAUUUACUUCUUGGUGGACAAAAAUGUUUUCCUCAUCACAGUACAACAUCAGCAUGGGAGACAUUGCCCAUAAAUCUCCAAGUAUCAGGCUUUCUCUUUAUGAGCCCCAUUUAUAUGCAGUGUUAGUAAUUACUCACUUUUACUUUGUGGCUGUUUUCACCUGGUGAUGAGUUUUUGACAGUGUGUGCAUUCUCUUUACAGUUCUGUUAAAAUAUGCCUCUGGUUAAAACUAUCUGGAUCAAUUAGGAAAAGUGCAGAUUUACAUAAAAACUAUGAACGAAAUGCCACUGCUUCGUGAAAAUCUAGGCUGUUUCAGUCAUUUCUUCACUUUAGUUAUAAUUCAAUUUGCAAAAGAGGGAGAUGUGACCAAACCCAUUGAAGGAGAGUCUUCAGUACGGUUGUUCAGCUAGCUACAUAUGUUAAAUCAGAGUUAGAAAACAGUAGCCAUAUUCAAAUGGAAUUAAUGCAAUGGUGGGAUUUUCAAAAUAUUUUUCUAACAUCCAAAAAUUAAAUGCUCAGCAUAGUCACAGUUAAUUUCAUCUCUUAUAUUCUGACCACGUAAAACCACAAUGUUUUAAAAAAUUAUCCUGAACUGGGCAUUGGCCAGGUCACCACCAAGUACCACAGUGGGAGGCUGGUAGUUAAUGCCAACCUUGAAGCCAGUGGGGCACCAAUCUAUAAACUGGAUGCUGUGCUUGGUCUUGAUGGUGGCAAUGGCAGCAUUGACUAUUUGGGACCCACAUAACCACGGUACAGCAGGCAGCAAGCCAUGUAUUUACCAUGGCAAGGGUCAUAUUUCACCAUCUGGUUGGCUGGCUCAAAGCAGGCAUUGGUGAUCUCUGCUACAGAAAGCUGCUCAUGGUAGGCUUUCUCAGCAGAGAUGACAGGGGCAUAAGUGGCCAGAGGGAAGUGGAUACGAGGGUAGGGUACCAGGUUGGUCUGGAAUUCUGUCAGAUCAACAUUCAGGGCCCAUAAUCAACGGAGAGACACUCCAUCAGCAGGGAGGUGAAGACAGAGCCAGUUCCCCCACCAAAGCUGUGGAAAACCAAGAAGCCCUGGAGAUCCGUGCACUGGUCAGCCAGCUUAUGAAUCCUGUCCAGGACAAGGUCAAUGACCUCCUUGCCAGUGGUGUAGCGGCCACGGGCAUAGUUAUUGGCAGCAUCCUCCUUGCCUGUGAUGAGCUGCUCAGGGUGGAAGAGCUGGCAGUAGGUGUCAGUGAGAACUUCAUUGAUGACUGUGGGUUCCAGGUCUAUGAACACUGCCUGACGCACAUGCUUGUCAUCUCCUGUCUCACUGAAGAAGGUGUUGAAGGAGUCAUUUCCUCCCCCAAUGGUCUUGUCACUUGGCAUCUGGCCAUCAGGCUGGAUGCCAUGUACCAGGCAGUAGAGCUUCCAGUAGGCAUUGCUGAUCUGGACACCAGCCUGGACAACAUGGAUGGAGAUGCACUCACGCAUGAUAUCAAUUGCUUAGAGGGUGAGGGUGAGAGAGAGAAGCAGACACUGGGUCUCGAUUACCAUUCCCGACAACUAAGAGUCGACAUAAGUAACGCAAUGAGGCCAUAAAACAGGUUUUAAAUUCAGGAAUACUCCUCCACACUUGUAAUAUGUGUUUUUAUACAAAGUAAAUGUUUCUCAUAUUUUAGAUUUAUAUAUGUAUAUACACAUGCAAUUACAUGGGUCAAUGUUUGUGCUGAUGUACAUAUUCGAAUGUUUAUAUAAAACCAUGAUUUGAGUAUUACAACACCAAGCUAAAUGCAGCCCAAACAGUUUAAAAUAUACAAUACUCUAUUUUCAAAUAUUCUUUGUUUAGUAUACAAAGCACCUGACAUGUAACUUUUAAAGCAUCUCAUAAAGAUUUCCAAUGCUUAGAUGCAAUUUUAUUCUCCUUGCAUGAUUAUAAGUAUUUCCAUUGACUGAUAUUCUUAUAGCACUUCUUUAUCUCUUCUUUAAAGCAGUAGAUUCUCUCCUUUGAUUUUAAGUGGCUCUUGGAAAUGGUUGGCUCUGCUCAGCAGACAACAGGUCCUGCUCUUGUCUUUUAUCAGGAGAUUGAACAUUUCUCUUAGUAAGCAUGGCUGGGUCCAGGUCCAUUUGUGAGGUCAUGAGUGUCCACCCACAGUCUGUGCAUAUUUUCUCCCCAGCCCUGCAGGUACAGGAUCAGGACAGCUGAUAGGGUUAUUUCUCUGUGCUCUGCAGAUACUAUAACACUAAAACAUGCAUAUAGGAACAUUCUGCUUUUCAGAUUGCCUUACGUGUGUCUGCUUAGAUUGUUUUCUUAAUUGCCAUUUGAACAGCAACAGAUGGUUACCAUGAGUACAACUCUUUACUAGACGUCAUAGUAAGUUGAGAUCAGCCUUUGGGAACUCCCUGUUUCAUCUCAAUUUAUAGGUGAAUGGGAUGCUAAGAAAGCCUGCUUCUCUCCCUUUUUUUAAUAUCUGAUAACUGAGGUGUGAAAAGACAACCCAAGGUCCCUACCACAUUUUACCAUCAUGCCACAAAGAAGGGAAAUUUUAAUGCUUGUCUCUUGAAUGUAAAUGAACACCCUGAGAAGCUAAUGAGACAGGCAUUUGGGUGCCUCCAAUGCACCUAAGCUCCUUCCAAGACCCCAUCCCUAGCACUCACUUGCAAAGAUUUUAUAUUUUUAAAAGACCAGGGAUUGGGGCUAAAGAGGUGGCUUGGCUUCGAAGAACACUUAACACCUUUACAGAGAAUACAUAUGGCAGCUAUCACCAUAGGUAACUACAGUUCCAGGGGACCCAGUGUCCUCUUGUAUGUACAGGCAUGCACAUAGUGCACAUAUAUCCAUGCAGACAAAAUACUCGUAUCUAUUAAAUGUAUGUGAAAAACUUUUAGAAACAAGGAAAAGUACAUAGACUUUGGACACUGUAAUAUCUAUAUUUUCUUUGUGAAUAAGGUAAAAGUAGUCCCCAUUAUCUUCCCAUUAGAAGUAAUCAUAGGAUAUUUGUAAAACACAUGUUAAAUAUAUAAAUUCUAUGUUAAUUAAAAUAUACACAUAAAAACCACUAGUGGCUGUCUCAUAAGUUCUAUGUGAUACAGAAGUCAGUGAUGUCAACUGGGUUAAGUCAUGAAUAAUAGAAAAGAAAUGAAUGAGGUUUUAUUUGUAGUUUUUUUUUCUUUCCUUAUUUUUAGAGAGAAAUACAUUUGAGAUUUCAAUGGAGAUGACUCAAGAAACUUUAUUUUAUUUGAAUAUCAUUGGCUUCCUGAUGCACUCUGUGUUGGUGCUGAUAGAAUGCAGGUGAUCUCUUAUGUCCCUAAUCAUUCAAGCUGAGAAUUAGGUCAUGGCACUGUGUAAUGGCAAGGAGAUUAUAGAGAAGGUAGCAAGUCAUUUGCAUAGCUUCUGUUUACAUUAUAUAUGGAUAGAAGAAUGAUUGCCUGCAUAUGUAGUUUACCUAAAUUUCCCCACAAACAGUAUUUCAAAAGUUCAUUUUCAAUAUAUUUGACAGCUGGAAAGUGUGACCUCUAGGUAGGCCUCCGAUUGCUAAUAUUAUACUUUAAAGUAGAUGAUUUAAUAGCCAAUUUUACAAACAAUCCUUUAUUUUAUUGAAUUUUCCAAUUAUUUGGUAUCUAAAAAUAAAUGAUCUGUCCCUAUCAUGUCACGUAACUGGUGCAAAUGCACAUGUUAUGGGCACAUAGGAAGCUCACCUGUUCAUUUUAUGAGGCCAUGUCCUUCUUUAUCAACUUAUGAUGACACUGUUGCUUGUUUCUUUCCUUUAUCAUUUCUGUUCUAUUUACAUAAAAUAACAGUUCGCUCUAUCUCAGUUUUCGAUAUUAAUGCCUUCAAGAUGGUAGCUAUAGAAAGACUCACUUCCUAAGAUUUUUCUUAGUGAAAAGAUCUGUUCCUCCCUUCUCUUCCUUAUUUCCAGUUGACUUGAAAUGCAGAGGAGGGUGGUUUCAGCCUGCAGACAACUCCCUGCUACUUGGUGUGUGUAUUUCAGUCUGUUUCGAUCAGAGGUUCUUUUGUGGUGUCAGUCCCCACCUGCACAAUUUUAUAGGCAAUACUUUCAAAGACCCAGUUACUCAUUAUGCAUCUGAGAGCCAUGUGGCUGGCAGAGGCAAUUCAAAAGGAAGCACACUUCCCCCCUCCCCCGCCCCCAACACACACUCGCAUACACACUACAGAUUUUUAGAGUGAAUAGAUUACUGUUUAGAGGACCUGCUUGCUAUGUCCUUACUACCUCUUGAUGAAGCCACUAAAAGCAGUGUUGAAGGCAGGGGAGAGAAAGCGAAGACUAAUGCUCAGUUAUCUCUUUCACAGCGAUAACUGGGUUCUGAGCACUUUGUGUGAUGGGGUUUUCACAGCAUCUUGUGGGAAAAUGUGUUAGGUCUUUGGAUGGAUAAGUGGGUUGCUUGUGGUCACACCUUACUCUUACUAAUGACCCUUAAUAACCAUAGACUCAGAUCUACAGUCAUAUCCUACCAGGAGACAAGACACUGCAGGUUCCUACUUGUAAAAUUGGAAGGAUCUUGUUUCAAAGAAUUUAGGAAUUAUUCUAUGCCUAUAAUCUCUCUGUCACUCUACUUACUAAAUAAUAUAAUGUUAUCUUAGAGUAGAAGAGUACUUUGAGUAAAUAAAAGAAAAACAUUAUUUGUAAUGAAUGAAAGUUUAUAGCAGGAAAAUUUACAUUAAAUAGCUUAGUAUUCUAAUGAUUUCAGAUACUAGUCCCUAGCAUUUUUUUUUAAUCUAAGACCAAAACAUUCUGUGUCAUAAUACCUAUAUUUUUCUAUAUGUCUGGAUGUAUAUCACAGCGACUACUUCACAAGCCACCAAAAUUCUUUUAUGAUUCUGAGCAACCUAACCACUUCUUGGAGAAACUUGUCAGACAAUAGUUUUAUCUGAGAAUUUCAUUACUGCUGCUGUAGAAAAAAAAAUGCAACCAAAAUUUUAACUAGGUUCUUCUUGGUAUUAUGUUUGUUCAGAGAGUUUUGCCCUUAGGAAGCUUCUAGAAUCAGCAGCAACCAGAGUAUAUACUUUACUUCAAAGCUUGCAUAUUUUAGACACAGGCAUGGACCCUGAAUUUCUGUUUCUGUUAGUGCGUUUCAGUACAAUGGUAAUGAGGGUCAGUAGUUUUCAACAAGUGGGAAUUUUGCAACGAUAAGUAUCCGGUAUGUUUUCUAUUUGGGCUGUACAAGAUAAAACAAAACAAAACAAAACAAAACAAAACAAAACAAAACAAAACAAACGAGGUAGUUAAAUGUCUCACUAAUGCUGUGCAGGAUGCUGGGAGAACUUGAUUUGUCUUCCCUCUCUGGUAAGACUUGAACCCUGAAUUUCAUAGCAUGUAAUUCUUACUGUGUAGUGAGAAUUACAUGGUAGUCAUGCACUGGGAAAGGAAGAUUUUAGUUAUUAAUUCAGAACUCAGUCCAAUCAAUCAUCUUUAUUUUAACAUAUCUGUAUGUACUUCAUUAAAAUGUGAGUUUGUAAGUUUUAUCUAAAUAUUUAGCCUACUAAUGUUUUUGCUUUUUACAUCUACGAGUAGAAAAAUUCAUAGGUGUGCUGGUAUGUUGAUAGUAAUGUAUCAGGAGCUUUAUGUAAAUGUACUUAGCUUUGCUUACAUUCUUCUGCAAGCAUCAUUAACUGGUUCUGGUGGAAUCACUUUAGCCCAGUGGUAGUCAGUUUAAUCUUAUGACUACCUUCACAACUGUCCUUUGAUCUGUGCUCCAGAUAUAUUUUACAAACUUGCUAAGCUCUGUGUUGGAUCUAGACUGUGUUUCUGAUGACCUUAGAACAUUCUCCAUGUAGGAGCAUGGCACCUUUGUUCUGGUGAUCUCGAUACAGGAUUGGAAACACACUGCCUAGACAAAAAUGGUACCCUGUGUUCUCUGCGUUCCUCACGUCUGGCUAAGUUCUUUACCAUGGCAUUGCGAUGUUGAACCUUGGGGAAGGUGAUGGCUGUAUUUUGUACAAAUGGUGAAUACUUAAAAGGGCAAGGUGGUUUUGAUACACAGAUGCUGAGUGGUGAGUUGUGAGCACAGCAUAGAGAUGUAUCUUUGAAUUCCUUGGCACGAGUGUACAAACAUGUGAUGUGUGAGAUAAAGCAGGUUCCACAGCGAAGUGAGCUCCCUCUUGGGAGAGUGCUGCUGCAACAAACUCAUUGCUCGAUGGUAUUUGUGCGCUAUUUGUAGGACUGGAAAAGCACAGUGGAACAAAUGUACUUCCCGAUGGGAAUUCUUGUUCAUCUUUUUGUAUGGAUGCAUUGGUGCAGUAUGAUGUCACAAAAAUUUGCAUUGUUGAAUUACAUUUCAUUUGCGGAGCUGGCCACUUGUUAAUGCUUCUAGCUGCUUCUCUAUAUGUCUGUGUUUGUAUAUUUUUACUUGAAAAUACUUCAAAUGGACAUUUGAAUAAAUAUUUCAUAGUUUACAUAUUAAGCAUCAUGUUUCUUUUCUAUAAUAAAUACUGCUUUAAGCUGAA